Cylicocyclus nassatus is the source of this 717-nucleotide messenger RNA. Lineage: Eukaryota; Metazoa; Nematoda; Chromadorea; Rhabditida; Strongylidae. The record is from the annotation of a GenBank genome assembly.
AUGCCUAGAGUAAAUCUUGCUCCAACAAAGAAUGGUCGUGUGCAGGCGUUGCAACGACUUGCCAAAAAGGAUGAUUUUCUUCAGUUUAUCUAUCAUUUAGAUCCUAUCCCUACAUCCGUGCCAGCUCCUCCGUUGACUGCUAAUCCGAUAUAUCCAAAAUUGCCAGAAAUCUCCGGUGAUCAAGUUCGUUCAACAGUGUCAGCUGUGAAAUUAUCUUUCCAAAAAGGAGAACGCUACCAGACGCGAUUUGAACGGCUUCGGCGUCUGUUUUCUGUGGGAAAGUCAAAUGGCCGCAAUUCGCCACCGGCCGUUAUCGAUAUGGAGCAAUUGAGAAAAGAUUGUUGGAUGGGGAUUCCGCAUAAGUUGCGACCGCAAGCUCGGCGUUUGCUCUUGGGAUAUUUACCAACGGAUUACGAACGGAGAGAAGUCACAUUGGCAAGUAAAAGAGAGCAGUACUGGCAUUAUGUUGAACAGUAUUUCCACUUGCGAUUCGAUGAUCAGAAUAACGACACUUUCAGACAGAUUCAUAUCGACAUACCAAGAAUGUGUCCAUUGAUACCAUUGUUUCAACAAAAACUUGUACAAGAGAUGUUCGAAAGAAUAUUAUACAUCUGGGCGAUACGCCACCCUGGUAGUGGUUAUGUCCAAGGAAUCAAUGAUCUUGUAACACCGUUUUUCGUAGUUUUCCUAUCAGAGUUCGUGCCACAAGAUGUAGAG